AUGAAAGAGGAGAUAAAUCAUCUUCUGAAAUUAUAGAAUUAUUAUGACAUUUUAGGUGUUUAGAAAAAUGCAACUGACGAUGAACUUAAGAAAGCAUAUAGAAAAUUAGCAUUGAAAUAUCAUCCUGAUAAAAAUAAUGCAGAAAAUGCACAAGAAGUUUUCAAAAGGAUUUCAGAAGCCUAUUCCACAUUAUCAUCUCCUGAAAAAAGAGAGAGUUACGCGCUCUAGCAAUAAAAACCUUAAGCACAUCCUCAUUAAGGCAAAUAUUACAGGCACUUUCAACCAGAUGAAGAAUUUGAACUAUUUGCACAGAGUUUAAAAAGAUAGUUUCAAAGACGUGCAGCUCGAAAUGAGGCAAAAGAAACACCUAAGAAAUCAUAACAAAAUGCACAUUAUGCUAAAUUAUUGAAUAGCAUAAUUAAAUUAAUUCUCUUAUUCACAUUCCUUUAUUUUGCAUCUUAGGCUUUCUAAUUUCCUUUUAAGAAAUAACCUUUAUAUUAAUUUUAAAAGAGCUUGCAAUAUUCAGUAUAGAGGACUUCAAACAAAUUACAAGUAAAAUACUUUGUAGGGGAUCAAUUUAAGAAAGAAAAAUUCUCGUAAGAAAAACUUCUUAAAUUUGAUUAUGAUGUGGAAAAGAAUUAUGUAAAUUAAUUGAAAAGAUAAUGCGAUGCAAUUAGUUUAAAACAAUAAAAUUAUAUGAAAUUAAUCAGCAAAUCUAUUUAUUCAAGUGAAAUUAAAAGAUAUUAAAAAGCGAUUGAUUAAUUAGACUGGAGUUCAUGCGAUCUAAUUAAAGAGUUAAAGUUAAAUUUUGAAAAAUUUGAAGCUUAUUUUUGA
Paramecium tetraurelia is the source of this 834-nucleotide messenger RNA. RefSeq lists its product as uncharacterized. Gene Ontology annotation, cellular component: endoplasmic reticulum membrane. The record is from RefSeq and is a predicted model, not a curated record. The transcript is spliced from 3 exons. Gene Ontology annotation, biological process: cellular response to misfolded protein. Gene Ontology annotation, molecular function: Hsp70 protein binding. Lineage: Eukaryota; Ciliophora; Oligohymenophorea; Peniculida; Parameciidae.